Messenger RNA from Yarrowia lipolytica CLIB122, 738 nucleotides. RefSeq lists its product as uncharacterized. Gene Ontology annotation, molecular function: copper ion transmembrane transporter activity. Gene Ontology annotation, biological process: copper ion transmembrane transport. The record is from RefSeq and is a predicted model, not a curated record. NCBI's taxonomy places the organism in Eukaryota, Fungi, Ascomycota, Dipodascomycetes, Dipodascales. Gene Ontology annotation, cellular component: plasma membrane.
AUGCACAUUUCACUAAUCGCAAUCACAAUCGCAAUGGAUCACGGAACUAUGGACCACGCUACUAUGAACCACGCUACCAUGGACCACUCGGGUCACAACAUGGCUUCUAUGGCUACUUCGAUUCUCACCACCGCCGUUUCCACCGCUAUGAACGCCAUGGCCACCGGUAUGGACCACUCCACCAUGGACCAUUCCACCAUGGACCACUCUUCCAUGGACCACUCUAGCAUGGGAGGCAUGGACCAUGAUAUGGGAGGAAUGGACCAUGGAGGACACAUGGGAAUGAACAUGUGGCUCACCACCACCUGGAGAGACUAUCCCGUUCUUUUCAAGACCAUGACAGCUUCUACUGGAGGCAAGUGCUUUGGUAUUUUCUGCGCCCUCUUCUUUACCGGCAUGUUCCAUCGAGGACUGGCCCUUCUUAGACAGACCAUGGAGGCCAAGUGGGCCCAGGCUGACCGAGAGAAGAUCAAGGAGACCGGGGUUCCUGCCAAGACUGGCCUUUCCGGCUUCUUUGCCAACAUUAACCCUAUCAGAGACCUAAUCCGAGUGACUGUUGCGUUCACAUACUACAUGAUUGGAUACGCUCUCAUGCUGUCUGCCAUGUCGUACGUUCUUGUCUACUUUUUCGGCAUUUGCCUGGGUCUUGCUUUCGGAGAGAUUCUGUUCAACAACGUCGCGCGGACUUGCCAGGUUGCCCAGAUUGAGGAUCCAAAGGGCGAGGAUUGUUGCUGUUAG